This is a messenger RNA of Pseudo-nitzschia multistriata, 1378 nucleotides long. The record is from the annotation of a GenBank genome assembly. NCBI's taxonomy places the organism in Eukaryota, Bacillariophyta, Bacillariophyceae, Bacillariales, Bacillariaceae.
AUAUACUAGUAAGACAUACGUACCAUACCCAUGUAUUUUAUGCGAACUACGGUAUGCGAAUGACUCACCAAAAAUCACGCGAUACAACCGGUAUCUCGACAAGAUGRUGUGUUUCCUUCACUGAACACCGAACACGGUAUCUGUAUCGUUCAAAAAUAGCGAGAUUGCAAACCCACAUCAUCAGCACGGAUCGUCACAAACCCGGSAUAUCGACAAUGAAGAGCUAUUCGCCAAUAACGCUACUCGCUCUCUCUUUGGCUCUCCGCCAGGAACACGCGGCCGGGUUUUCUCGUCCGAACCCCGAGGGGGGAUGUUCGCGCGCGGUGUCCUCGUCGGCAGCACAGCAGUCRRCCGGCAACCGGCGGGAYUGGCUCAAGCAGGCGGCGGGAGUGGUCGUGGCCACGACCGCGGCCGCAACCCCGCGGGUGGCACGGGCCGAGGAAAAACAAAAAAUGUUUGCCCCCGGYGGMACCCUCGUCGACUACCAGGUGGGCGUCCGGGUCGGAAACGAACGGGCGAGUGCCUCCCGCAGGAGCGACAACUCCAACGUUGUCUUCGGACAGGACUACUACUACAAGUUCGGGACGGCACCGAGCUUUAUUCCGGAGGGGGACACCUCCUUCCCGGUCAAGAUGCCCUUUGUCCUGAGCCAGCAGAGGUACGACGGCCUCAARAAAUACCGGGAGCGCGUCCAGCGCGGGAUCGACAAGGUCGCUUCGCUGAAAUCUUCCAUCUCCGCGGGAGACUUUGCCUCGAUCCCCCCCGCGGACGAUCCGGAGUACUCGAUCCGGAGUACUCGAUCCGGCCCAUGGGGCUGCUGGCCAACGCCUUUUUGGCCUCGGAAAACACGGGAACGACCAACGAGCUCUUUUUGGCCCGUUGGUACAUCAACGARAUCUACCUGGACCUGGCCGACAUCAAGCAGGCACCCUCGAAGGAAGCGGCCGAGACCGCGCACGCAAACGCGAUUCUGGCGCUKAACUCGUACCUCGGCAUGCUGAACCGUUCCAUCACGGCAAAGGUCGGGGAUCCCUUUGUUCUGGUCUGAGGGUAGAGGCGCUGCCAGCUGGCUUGCUUUUUGGUGGGACGGGCAAGCUUCAGCUGUUCCCAKUGGACAAACCGAAAGAGUUGGCUUUUUUUUUGUGAUUGUGUUUGCUCUUCCAAGAACUUUCGAAAAGAGAGGCCAUCGGGGCCACGCAAUACAACAAUGAACCRAAUGACGCAGCCGGAACGGUCCAGACCGUAUCGCGCAAAAUAACAAUGGCKCUCAGGCAAACUGUUGUAUGUCGUGUUCAUGCGGAAUUCUAUCGGCGAGGAUCUAUGAAAGCAGCCUAACAACGAAAUGGUUUUGAGUUAUCAAUCAAUAGGAAUGUCAUCG